AUGCCGCCCCUUGCUCGGCGGUGGGGAGCGGCACUGCUCAUUGCUUGUGUCACUUGCUUCAUGCUUUUUACUUCGCACCGCAACCUCGAGUUGGCCAGGCUCAACUUCUCCUCCUCCUCUUCCUCCUCCGCUGAUGCAGGGCCGGACUCGGACUGGGGAUCACCCCCGGUAUCUAUACGUGAUAGGCUGCAGAAACCUCCCCAGCACCCCGUCACCAAGAUGAGACAGCUGCCGACAGGGCCCCCUUCGAGACUGCCCACAGUACAGACCACCUUCGGCCCGGAGUCUGACAAUGACCGAAAGGUACGCCUCGAGAGACAAGCUGCCGUCAAAGAUGCCUUUCUUCGCUGCUGGAGCUCGUAUCGCACCAAGGCAUGGAUGAGUGACGAGCUGGAGCCAGUUAACGGCGGCCGAAAGGAUACCUUUGGAGGAUGGGGAGCAACACUAGUUGAUAGCCUUGACACGCUAUGGAUCAUGGGUUUGAAGGAUCAGUUCUACGAGGCCGUUGCUGCGGCAGCCAACAUCAGCUUCGAGACCACCUCGCGAGCCGAAAUCAACGUCUUCGAGACAAAUAUCCGGUACCUAGGCGGCUUCCUCGCCGCAUACGACCUCAGCGAAGACAAGAGGUUGCUGCAAAAGGCCAAGGAGACGAGAUGGAAUUUCCAUGACGCUUCCCGUGGAGAGCGACAAGUCGCCCAUGAUGCUGUCCUCCUUGCCGAGAUUGGGUCCUUCUCUCUCGAGUUCAUUCGUCUCUCUAUGUUGACGGGUGAUCCCAAGUGGUUUGAUGCUGUGCAAAAUAUCAUGGAGGCUCUCCAGAAACAACAGCAAAAAACACGUCUUCCCGGCAUGUGGCCUGUCGUAGUCGAUGCAAGACGGAUGGACUUUGGCAGACACAACCAUUACACGCUAGGUGCAAUGGCCGACUCGCUCUACGAAUACCUCCCCAAGACUCAUGCCCUUGUCGGCGGCUUGCUUCCAAUGUACGCCGACAUGUACAAUGCAGCUAUGGAUACAGCCAUUCGCUACAACCUCUUCCGUCCUAUGGUGCCUGAUCAGAAAGACAUUCUAAUGACGGGCAUGGUCCUGGUCGGGUCAGAGAAUGGAAAGAGAGUGACACAGAUGCGUCCAGAAGGCCAACAUCUCGCUUGUUUUACCGGCGGAAUGCUUGCUCUCGGAGGCAAACUCGUUCAGAAUGACACCCAUAUCCACAAGGGAGAGCAGCUCAUGGACGGGUGCGUGUGGGCGUACAAAUCCAUGCCCUUGGGUAUAAUGCCCGAGGUCUUCCACGUACUACCCUGUGACUCGACCGAUCACUGUCCAUGGGAUGAGGAAAAAUGGAAGUUGGCCGUCGUUGAAGCGGCUGGCUGGGGGCUGUCCGAGAAUAAAGAAAAUGAUUUGCAUAAAGCGAACAGAAUCAUCAACCACAAAAGGCUACCUCAAGGUUUUGUCUCGAUUCCAGACGCGCGCUAUAUCCUUCGCCCCGAGGCCAUCGAGAGCGUCUUUCUCCUUUACCGCAUGACGGGUCGCCGUGACCUUCCAGACUCAGCCUGGGCCAUGUUCCAGGCCAUUGACUCCAACACCAGGACCGAACUGGCCAACUCGGCGCUGCUCGACGUUACCGUAAAGGGGGGGAAACCACCCAUGAUCCAUUCCAUGGAGAGCUUCUGGCUGGGAGAGACACUCAAGUACUUCUAUCUCAUGUUCAGCGAGCCGGAUCUCAUCAACCUCGAUAAAUUCGUCCUCAACACAGAGGCACAUCCAUUCAAGCGCCUUAUUCCGUGACCUGGAACCCUUCACACCUUCGCGCGUGCCACGCCACUAGAUUCACAGGUCCUGCGUCACGGAAGCGGCUCGGUAUACCUACAAACACUGCUGGAGGACUCGUAAUGCUUCUUCAUUUCAACUAAUGUCUAAUUAAACUAAUUGAAUGGUUAC
Neurospora tetrasperma FGSC 2508 is the source of this 1935-nucleotide messenger RNA. RefSeq lists its product as uncharacterized. Bases 1 to 1782 code for a protein of 593 amino acids. Gene Ontology annotation, cellular component: Golgi membrane; endoplasmic reticulum. The record is from RefSeq and is a predicted model, not a curated record. Lineage: Eukaryota; Fungi; Ascomycota; Sordariomycetes; Sordariales; Sordariaceae. Gene Ontology annotation, molecular function: mannosyl-oligosaccharide 1,2-alpha-mannosidase activity; calcium ion binding. The transcript has 2 exons. Gene Ontology annotation, biological process: carbohydrate metabolic process; N-glycan processing.